AUGUCACCCACAGCAACAGAACAUUGUCGUAAACGACGUAAUAGCCUUGAACUUUUACAAUAUGCAAAACGUUUUCAAGAAAAAUAUAUUCUUCAUCAAUUUUGGAUAGAUUUAACAAUGAGUAGAAAAAUUCGAGAAAUAUCAGAAGUACCUGAUGUUGAUAUUGGUGAAGCUGGUUGUUUUAAAUAUAUAUUAAUUGAAGUUCGUGAUUGUGAAAAAAAUUAUGGUAAAUCAAAAUUUGUUGUUCGUGGUGAUGCUGCAUGUGCUUAUCAUGCUGAUGUUCUCGAUAUAAUGGAAAGUCAAAUUGAUUCAACAAAAUUAGUAUUAGAUUGUAAAGGUGGUGGUCGUAUUCGUGUUGAUCCAAAAAUACGAACAAUAUCAGUUUAUGGUUAUUCAAUGGGUUUUGGUCGAGCUGAUCAUGAAAAAACGGUCGAAAUUUUAAAGAAAAAAUAUCCAGAAUGGACUAUCGAAAUUACAGACGAAGAAUAUUAG
Rotaria sordida is the source of this 492-nucleotide messenger RNA. The record is from the annotation of a GenBank genome assembly. NCBI's taxonomy places the organism in Eukaryota, Metazoa, Rotifera, Eurotatoria, Philodinida, Philodinidae.